GUGUAACUUCCGGUCGCGACCCAUCAGCUUCUCGGCGAUUGGUCCAUUUCCACGGCCGGCUGGGUGACGUUAUCGCCGGGUCCUGGGGCUGCACGUGUGGUGAGGCCUACAGAAGCGGCCUUCAGCUGGACCUUGGUCUCCCCGCCGGACUUCGAGGGUGUCAUCGCCGCCCCCGCUGGGGGUGAGCGCCGCGCGGCUGCAGCAUGCCUCACAGGAAGAAAAAGCCCUUUAUAGAGAAGAAGAAAGCUGUGUCUUUUCACUUGGUCCACCGGAGCCAACGAGAUCCUUUAGCAGCAGAUGAGACUGCACCCCAGAGAGUUCUAUUGCCCACACAAAAAAUAGACAAUGAAGAAAGGCGAGCAGAACAGAGGAAGUAUGGAGUGUUCUUUGAUGAUGACUAUGACUACCUGCAGCACCUGAAGGAACCAUCUGGGCCCUCAGAGCUUAUUCCCUCAAGUACCUUCAGUGCACACAACAGGAGAGAGGAGAAAGAAGAAACGCUAGUAAUUCCAAGCACUGGAAUUAAGUUGCCUUCAUCAGUGUUUGCUUCAGAGUUUGAGGAAGAUGUUGGAUUGUUAAAUAAAGCAGCUCCAGUUUCAGGACCUCGACUGGAUUUUGAUCCUGACAUUGUUGCAGCUCUUGAUGAUGAUUUUGACUUUGAUGAUCCAGAUAAUCUGCUUGAGGAUGACUUUAUUCUUCAGGCCAAUAAGUCAACAGGAGAGGAAGAGGGAAUGGAUAUACAGAAAUCUGAGAAUGAAGAUGACAGCGAGUGGGAAGAUGUGGAUGAUGAGAAGGGAGAUAGCAAUGAUGACUAUGACUCUGCAGGCCUAUUGUCAGAUGAAGAUUGUAUGUCUGUGCCCGGAAAAACUCACGGAGCUGUAGCAGAUCACUUGUUCUGGAGUGAGGAAACAAAAAGUCGCUUCACGGAGUAUUCGAUGACUUCCUCAGUCAUGAGGAGAAAUGAACAGCUGACCCUACAUGAUGAGAGGUUUGAGAAGUUUUAUGAGCAAUAUGAUGAUGAUGAAAUUGGAGCUCUGGAUAAUGCAGAAUUGGAAGGUUCUAUUCAAGUGGACAGCAAUCGCUUACAGGAAGUUUUGAAUGACUACUAUAAAGAGAAGGCAGAGAAUUCUGUAAAACUGAAUACCCUUGAACCCUUGGAGGAUCAAGACCUGCCAAUGAAUGAGCUUGAUGAGUCUGAGGAGGAAGAAAUGAUUACUGUAGUCCUUGAAGAAGCCAAAGAGAAGUGGGAUUGUGAAUCUAUUUGUAGUACGUACUCAAAUUUAUAUAACCAUCCACAGCUUAUCAAGUAUCAACCAAAGCCCAAACAAAUUCGAAUAUCUUCUAAAACAGGAAUACCUCUCAAUGUCUUACCAAAGAAAGGACUCACAGCAAAGCAAGCUGAAAGAAUACAGAUGAUUAAUGGCAGUGAUCUUCCGAAAGUAUCAACUCAGCCACGUUCUAAAAAUGAAAGCAAAGAAGAUAAAAGAGCAAGAAAGCAAGCUAUAAAAGAAGAGCGCAAGGAACGAAGAGUGGAGAAGAAAGCUAACAAAUUAGCAUUUAAACUGGAGAAAAGAAGGCAAGAGAAAGAGCUGCUGAACUUGAAGAAGAAUGUUGAGGGUCUAAAGCUAUAGACAGUGGAGCAUACAGGGCAAGGCAUUUCAUUAGGGGCUCCUCAUCUUCAGUCAUUGACUAGAACCUUCAGAAAGACAAAACUGUGUUUGCCAUUUUUACUGGCAGAUAAUAUUUGUAUUAUUUUUUUCCAACAAGUGUCCCCUGCCAACCAUCUUGUAAAUAUUGUAAUAUUUUAAUUUUUAAUAUUAUAAGCUUACAUUUGCUCUGAAAUAAAUGACUUCAUGAAUGUGAAAUGUUUGGAUAAAUUAAAGGAAAAUAUCUUCAUAACUUGAA
Molecule: messenger RNA, 1905 nt
Organism: Symphalangus syndactylus (siamang)
Lineage: Eukaryota; Metazoa; Chordata; Mammalia; Primates; Hylobatidae
Gene: LTV1
Product: LTV1 ribosome biogenesis factor
Biological process (GO): ribosomal small subunit biogenesis; ribosomal small subunit export from nucleus
Cellular component (GO): preribosome, small subunit precursor; cytosol; nucleus
Source: RefSeq, a predicted model, not a curated record